AUGCCUAGCACGAGGCCUACAUCACGUUUAUCAAACAACCACCCGCAAGGCACUUCCGCCUCAACGAACGCUGCAACCAACCCCAGCCGCGCAACCAAUUCGCCGCCCAACAUCGGUGCAACCCAACCCUCAACCAGUGCCACCGUAAACCAACUGCCCCUAGAAUGUCUGGGAAUGAAGAUUCAUCAGGUUCUUGAGGAGCAAAAGAUAAUCGCAGCUGAGCAUGACUCGCUUGUGAGCAAGUGCAACGACUUUAUGGAGUUUAUGCGAUCAGCGGAAGCCAAACUCAAGGCCAACAACAUUGCCUCAGACCUCGAUUUCAAAUUCGAACUACUGGAGGAGAAAUACAACAAACUACAGGCAGAUUUGAUUGCUGCUACAAGCAGUGGUGCUCUCCUGGGGCAUCCCAACGAUCCGAGUUCAGCCCCACGACCCAGUACUAACGCACAUUGCAAGACCGUAACACUUCACAGCAACCUCACCAACGAAGAGCUCACUUUCCAUGCGACACCGCUCAACAUGUACAUAAUGGCCGAAUGUAUGGCGGUCAAGAUUCAAAAGAAGCAGAUAACCAGCAUGCUUAACCACUUCAAGGAGCUGGAGAAGCUGGAGGCAACCGUGUCUACCCAUGGCCAGCUGCUCAACGAUUUGCACGACCGCGUAUAUAGUAUCGGCAAGUGGGUCAAGCGGAUGCUGGUACCAACAGUCUCGAGACUUUGGAGCUUUUGGCAACCACAACAAGAAGAGGGCACCUUCGAGAACCUCUGUCGGCGCCUCGAAGCCGGCUCUGACUUCUCAACGAAGCUCUGGGACACGGGUUUAGUCGAAGACGAAGAGGAAUUUUUCGCUCCUAUGCCUAUGCCAGCCCACGAACACCCCGAUGUGUCAACCACAGCUCAACAAGCCGCCAACGCAGCAAACGAGUCUGAGCAGGAGGCCAGCGUACAGGACUCGGACGAAGCCCAUGGAGGUGUAAUUUUGCACGAGUCGGAGGCCAUAAAUGGUGUCGAAAACGUCUGA
Molecule: messenger RNA, 1020 nt
Organism: Zasmidium cellare ATCC 36951
Lineage: Eukaryota; Fungi; Ascomycota; Dothideomycetes; Mycosphaerellales; Mycosphaerellaceae
Exons: 1
Coding region: 1-1020 (339 amino acids)
Source: RefSeq, a predicted model, not a curated record